Messenger RNA from Hibiscus syriacus, 638 nucleotides. RefSeq lists its product as uncharacterized. The coding region runs from base 254 to 514 and encodes 86 amino acids. The transcript is spliced from 2 exons. The record is from RefSeq and is a predicted model, not a curated record. Lineage: Eukaryota; Viridiplantae; Streptophyta; Magnoliopsida; Malvales; Malvaceae.
UAAUACCAAAUCCUUGCGUCCCCUUUGUGCAGAAUUCUUCAGGAACGUGGCUUACACAUAGGAUAUAGUUUUUCACAUAAUAAAACAAUGAAAAUUCCCACCAUUUCUCUCCCUUGUUUUUGUUCUUAACAAAUCCCAUUCUGUUCAACAACAAAAAAAAGUAGUUUGGGAUUGUUAGAAUCUUCUCCAACUCAUUAACUAUUGAAGAAAAACCAAGGCAGAGAUUGUCCCGAAACAAAAAAGGGGAGGCGAAAUGUGUCCUAUGAGGUUCUUGUUGGUGUUUUUCUCAGCUAUUUUAGCAGGCUAUGUCGCAUGGAGGACCGUGCGUCCAUCACCUGACACCGAAGGCGAAGUUUCAGAGGAUGGGGAGAAGAUCGUUGUCAAAGAAGAAGAAUUCAGCUUCAAAAGGAUGGUGCAGAAUGGGUUCUGGGUAUUUGUGGACAUGGCUAGCGGGAAGUAUUUGUGGAGGAAUCUCAAGGAACUGAAGAAUGAUGAGAAAGUUAAGAGCUCUUAACAGUUUUUAACAUAUGGUGAUGAGAAAGUUAAACUAGUUCUUUUCUUGUAUCAAUAAUUGUACCAUAAGAACAUGUGAAUCCUUCCUUGUUAUGAUUAUGAAAUAUGAAUGCAAUUUAUCCAAG